AUGAAUGAGAAUAAAUCUUUACAUGCCAAAAGAUAGUCAGCAUUAUCAUUAUGUAUGAAUAUUUAUAUAAAAUAUAGUAAAUCCUCCCCAAACUACAGCUUUAUCUUGGUGUAUUGUUACUUCAAUGGGAGAUGAACUAUCAAGCAAAUCUCCUUCCUUAAAGUUAGAAGUGGCAAGUCUUACCAAAAUAAUGACAGCUUAUACAGCUAUAUAAUUAUGUGAAGAAUUAAAUCUUGAUUAUGUAAUUCAAGCUUAUGUAAUCUAAUUUUAGAAUGAAAUAUACAUACGUAUUCCUAGAAUUGCUACAUAAAUAGGAGGGACAUCAGCUUUUUUAAGAAGGGAUGACACAUUGUCUUUAGAAGAAUUAUUAUAUGCACUGAUGUUACCCUCUGGAAAUGAUGCUGCAAUAUCUAUUGCACUGCAUUUUGGAUCAAUACUCAAUACUCAACGAAAAUAAAAGAUUGCCAGUUAUAUAACAUGUGAUACUAUCUAAGGAUUUUAUGAUGAUACAUAAAUGAGCAAUAUGAAUAGAUUUGUAAGAUAAAUGAAUGAGAAUGCAUUAAAAUUAGGCAUGAGAGAUUCUUAAUUUUCAAAUCCGCAUGGUCUCAGUUCAAAAGUACACAUUUAAUACUAGAUUAAAUAUAGGCUAAUAAAUCAACAGCAUUAGAUAUGUGUAGAAUGAGUUCAGCUUAUUUGAAGAUCCCCAUUUUAAAAUAAAUUUGCAAUAGUAAAUCCUAUUCUUGCAGAAAUUAUGAAUGGUUUAAUACUAAUUAAUUGUUACAUUUUGAAAAUUAUUAAGGAAUUAAAACAGGAAUAACACCUAAUGCUGGUGCUUGUCUUGCUGUCUCUUAUGAGAGUUUAUUAGGAUCAAUAAUAGUAGUAUUAAUAGGAGCAAGAGAUUAAAAAAGAAGAUUUGAAGAAACAGACAAACUCAUUAAUUGGAUAUCUAGAGAAUAUACAUUGUAUUUCAAUAAAACCAUGUAUGCUCCACCUAGAACUGCCUAAAGCAAAGGUAGAUCAUUUAUAAUAAAAAAAUAAGUAUGA
Messenger RNA from Paramecium pentaurelia, 1044 nucleotides. The record is from the annotation of a GenBank genome assembly. Lineage: Eukaryota; Ciliophora; Oligohymenophorea; Peniculida; Parameciidae.